AUGCAGUCUGUCCGACAACCACUCACCCGCGCCCUCCGCUCCACCCCUGGCCUCACCCGCUCCGCCUAUGCCUCCGUCGCUCAACCCACCGGCUAUGCUUCCACAAACUCGAACCUCCGCCUAACAAAAGACACCCGCGUAAUCUUCCAAGGCUUCACCGGCAGACAAGGUACCUUCCACGCCCAACAAGCAAUCGAAUACGGCACGAAUGUCGUCGGCGGCACCAAUCCCAAGAAAGCCGGCCAAGAACACCUCGGGAAACCCGUCUUCGCCAGCGUAUCAGAAGCUCGAAAAGCUACCAAUGCCGAUGCUAGUGCGAUCUUCGUACCUCCGCCUGUAGCGGCGAAGGGGAUAGAGGAGGCGAUCGAGGCGGAGAUGCCGUUGGUGGUGUGUAUUACGGAGGGUAUCCCGCAGCAUGAUAUGGUGCGGAUUACGGAUAUGCUGAAGACGCAGGAUAAGACACGAUUGGUUGGGCCGAAUUGUCCUGGUAUCAUCGCGCCGGGCCAAUGCAAAAUAGGCAUCAUGCCAGGCUUCAUCCACAAACGCGGCCGCGUUGGAAUCGUCUCCCGCUCUGGUACUUUGACCUAUGAAGCUGUCAACCAAACCACGCAAGUCGGGCUCGGACAAUCCCUUGUCGUCGGCAUCGGUGGUGACCCCUUCUCCGGAACGAACUUUAUCGAUUGCUUGCGUGUCUUCCUUGCCGACCCGGAAACCGAGGGAAUCAUUAUGAUUGGUGAAAUUGGUGGUAGUGCGGAGGAGGAUGCUGCAGACUUUCUGAAGGCAGAGAACGUGAACAACAUGCCUGUUGUGAGCUUCAUCGCGGGUAUCUCUGCUCCUCCAGGCCGAAGAAUGGGCCAUGCUGGUGCGAUCGUGUCUGGUGGCAAGGGCGGGGCGGAUAGUAAGAUCUCGGCGCUUGAGGCGGCGGGUGUGGCUGUUGAGAGGAGUCCGGCAAGGUUGGGCAAGACGUUGUAUGAUGAGUUUGUGAAGAGGGAUAUGGUAUAG
This is a messenger RNA of Recurvomyces mirabilis, 1002 nucleotides long. It is a transcript of the gene LSC1, whose product is annotated as ligase of succinyl-coa. The record is from RefSeq and is a predicted model, not a curated record. Gene Ontology annotation, molecular function: succinate-CoA ligase (ADP-forming) activity; succinate-CoA ligase (GDP-forming) activity. Gene Ontology annotation, cellular component: succinate-CoA ligase complex (ADP-forming); mitochondrion. Gene Ontology annotation, biological process: tricarboxylic acid cycle. The transcript has 2 exons. The coding region runs from base 1 to 1002 and encodes 333 amino acids. Lineage: Eukaryota; Fungi; Ascomycota; Dothideomycetes; Mycosphaerellales; Teratosphaeriaceae.